AUGGUGGACAAUACUGGGUGAGUAAAUGCUACUAACUUGUUCCUCCGACAAUGAAACCCUUUUUUGACAAACAAAGUUUUCAUUCUCUUUCCAGCUUUCGUAUAAUGGUUCUACUGUAAAUAACAACCCAAAUAAAAGAAAAAUCCCAAUUUUAGAUACUUCAAAAACAAAACCGUCUUCAUUUCCGGUGGGUCCCGAGGCAUUGGCCUUGCGAUUGUCAAGAAACUCGCCAAAGAUGGAGCCAACAUCGUCAUAGCCGCCAAGACUUCAGAACCUCAUCCUACCUUGCCAGGUAGCCAAAGGUUUUCUCUACUACAUACAUUAUAUAUUUAUGUUCAAUUUUCUUUACUGUCUUUUCUCAGGCACAAUUUACACCGCGGCCAAAGAGAUCGAAAAGGUUGGAGGAAAGUGUCUUCCGGUGGUGAUGGAUGUCCGAAGUGAAAGUGAUAUUCAGAAAGCCGUAAAAGCCGCUGUAGAUCAUUUUGGAGGAAUUGAUAUUCUGAUCAAUAAUGCCUCCGCAAUCGCCCCAACUGGAACGCUGGAAACAGAGGCGAAACGAUACGAUUUGAUGCAACAAGUGAAUACAAGGGGAACUUUCUUACUGUAGGUUGUAUGUAGGUAUAAUAUAUACAAGGCCUAAAAGUCUUCUCAACUAGCCGUUGAGGUGUUGAAAAAGCGUUGAAACUAUGAAGCAUCGAAUUAUCAAAUGGGUGUAAGGAGGCCUGCUAAAAAUGAUAAGUCAUCAUAAAUAAUAUAUCCUCCGUUAGUGUAAAACAAAGUGUGAUAAAUAAGGUCUUCAAUGCAACAAGUGCUUGCUAAAUCUUCGUCCUACUUGUUAACAAUUAAGACUCUUAAUUUUCAGCUCCAAAGCCUGCAUCCCAUACCUCAAAAAGUCCUCCAAUCCCCACAUCCUCAACAUCUCCCCACCCCUUCUCAUGGAACCCCAAUGGUUCCGCUAUCACGUUGGCUACACCAUGGCCAAAUACGGGAUGAGUAUGUGUGUUCUGGGAAUGGCCGCUGAAUUUGAAAGCGACGGAAUCGCAGUUAACGCGUUAUGGCCAAGGACCUCCAUUUUGACGGCGGCCAUUCAAGUGACUCACAAGGAUAAAGAUGCCUCUGAAUUUUUGCGAAAAGACACAAUUAUGGCCGAUUCUGCUUAUGUGAUUUUGAGCAAAAAUAGUCGAGAAUUCACAGGGAAAUUUUUGAUUGAUGAUGAAAUUCUGAGAGAACACGGGAUCCGCGACUUUGAUCAAUAUCAAUUUGUUAAAGGUAAUGUUAAAAAAUAAGUGAAAAAACAGAUUUCAGUACGUUCAUGUACGUAUUGAAGUUUUUAUAAAUGUUCCAAAAGAAUCAAGAUCGAAAAAUUCAGUGUUCUAAAUCGCCUUUAUAACCUUGGAAUUUUUAAUUGUUUUCAGGCAACAAAUUGAUCGCCGACUUCUUCGUGCCCGGCGUUGUGUAUACGGGGCCAUUUACCAGAGCCAAAAUCUAG
Molecule: messenger RNA, 1489 nt
Organism: Bursaphelenchus xylophilus (pine wood nematode)
Lineage: Eukaryota; Metazoa; Nematoda; Chromadorea; Rhabditida; Aphelenchoididae
Source: the annotation of a GenBank genome assembly